AUGAUGUUCAUCCGUCCAUUCCUUCACGCGGUUCUCUUGGCACAUGCGGUGGCAAAGGAUUCAUGCCUGUCAUCGGUGCAGAUCAUUGACGACUUCCUGCAUGAUGGGGAGGCAUCGAGAAUCCUGGAGAAGGUCCGUGUGUCCGAACUGCUCAUUGAUCAAACUUCCGUUGUGGAACGCAUCCGUCAAGCCAUGGAUGUCCCCGAGCCGACGGGCGUUGAAGUGGAUGGAUCUGUGAUCCCAUCAAGGAUCGCAACCGGCAAUGUGUCUGAGCACCAGGACAACGACGGCGAGGCAGUGACCAACAGCUCCUCUGCAGUGAUCUAUCUCGAGUCGGCACCGGAUGGAGGAAGCCUUGGCAAGCUUGUCUUCAAGGAGAAGAAGAUGGUUUGCUCCGAGUCUCAAGUCGAGAUGGAAGUGGAGGCGAUUGGAAAGCGACUCGUCUCAUGGGACAACGAUGCCUGCCUGCACAGCUUCCAUGCUCGUCAUGAGGGGGCCCGCCACCUCCUCGGGCCCCUGACGGUGAGUCCUCUCGGAAGCAUGGUGGGCGUCGGAGGAAACCCGACGACAACUACAGUGUCAACGACAACUUCAGCGUCAAUGACAAUGACGAGCUCAACGUCAAUGACCAUGACAGACACGAGCACGACAUCGAUGACAACGACGAUGACUGACACGAUGACGAGCACAGCUACAAUGACGAUGACGGACACCAUGACGACCAUGACGGACACAGUCACGGAAACAAUGACCAUGACGGAGACGGUGACGCAGGCUGGGGAUCUCAACAGCGUCAGUGCUGCUGAGGGCUGUGGCCAAGAUUGGUUGCCUCUGCCCUUCGCCCUCUCAUGCUUGUUGGGGUUUUUGGGCUGA
Molecule: messenger RNA, 873 nt
Organism: Symbiodinium sp. CCMP2592
Lineage: Eukaryota; Dinophyceae; Suessiales; Symbiodiniaceae
Source: the annotation of a GenBank genome assembly